Messenger RNA from Galleria mellonella (greater wax moth), 7531 nucleotides. RefSeq names its product heterogeneous nuclear ribonucleoprotein 27C (gene Hrb27C). The record is from RefSeq and is a predicted model, not a curated record. Gene Ontology annotation, molecular function: RNA binding. Lineage: Eukaryota; Metazoa; Arthropoda; Insecta; Lepidoptera; Pyralidae. The transcript is spliced from 9 exons. Bases 113 to 1354 code for a protein of 413 amino acids.
UUUUUGAGAAAGCGGAAAUGGUUGUUCGGCCAUAAUCGUUCGUGUGGGUCUGUGCUUGUGUGGUUUAGGUUUCUUACCGGUGCCAAUAAUUAUUUUUAAUUAGUAGUAAGUUAUGCGUAUGAAUCCAGACAUGGACGAUGAUGAGAAGGGAAAACUGUUUGUUGGUGGCUUAUCAUGGGAAACGUCCCAGGAGAACUUGCAGCGGUACUUCUCCCGCUAUGGGGACGUCAUCGAUUGUGUCGUGAUGAAGAACAGCGAAUCGGGCCGCUCCAGGGGCUUUGGUUUCGUCACCUUCGCCGAACCGUCGCUGGUGAAUGUGGUUCUCCAGAAUGGGCCACACCAGCUCGAUGGCAGAACUAUUGACCCGAAGCCGUGCAAUCCUCGCACGCUGCAGAAGCCUAAGCGUGGAGGAGGAUAUCCAAAGGUGUUCCUCGGUGGACUACCAUCUAAUAUUACCGAGACCGACCUUAGGGUGUUCUUUGGAAGAUAUGGCAAGGUCAUGGAGGUUGUCAUCAUGUACGACCAAGAGAAGAAGAAAUCCAGGGGUUUUGGCUUCUUGUCUUUCGAAGACGAGAUCUCCGUAGAGCGUGUGACCCAGGAGCAUUUCAUUAACCUCAAUGGAAAACAGGUGGAGAUCAAACGCGCCGAGCCUCGCGAUGGAUCCGGCAAACUGGGCGCUGGAGGCGGCGGCAUGGGCGGUGGUGGUAUGAGCGCGCCCGGCGACGCGCCGCAGGCCGGCCAGUGGGGCCCGCCCGCCGCGCCCAUCAACAUGAUCCAGGGCCACAACGGCCAGAUGGGCGGCCCGCCCAUUAACAUGCCGAUGGCCGGUCCUAACAUCAUGCAAGGGUACCAAGGGUGGGGCACGUCCCCAGGGCAGACGUCGUACGCGGGGUACGGCGCGGCGGGCGCGGGCGCGGGCCCCGGCAACUACCAGGGCUGGGGCGCGCCGCCCGCGCCGCAGGCGCCGCCGCACGCGCCCGCCUGGCCCGCCACCAACAACUACACGCAGCAGCCGCCCGCGCAGGGCUACGGCAGCUACGCUAACUACAGCUCGGCGCCCGCGGGCGCGUCGGCUGGCGGCAGUUGGACCAACUGGAAUAUGCCGCAGAACUCCAACUCAACUGGCUCUGGCUCGUACGUGCCGCUGUCGGAGGGCGGCGAGAUGUACGGGCGCGGCGCCGGCGGCGGCGCAGGCGGCGGCGCCCCCGCCCUCACCGGCGGCCUGUCCUCCGCCGCGCUCUCCAAGUCCUCCUCCGCGGACUACUCCACCUACCAGCAGUACCCGCCCGCCUACCAGCAGGACCAGUUGGUCGAUCAGGGUCCACAAGAGUGGCUUCUCCAGAAAGACAAUUAGACAUAAGGGCGGGUUACGGAUGAGGGGAUGUCGCGAAAUACUGGGAUUUUUCUCACUAUGGACGGUUCGGUUUAUGCGACGAUUUUGCGCGCGAUCAUCAAAAAGCCAUCGCAUAGCACUAGAUAUAAGCUUUACCUUAGUUUCAUUCAAUAUUCAUAUUGCAUUUUGUAGCCGUGCGAGAUGAUUCAAUCGGUUUGUUUCAUCUCAACACUUGUAAAUUGGCAUUUAAAGUACAAAUUAGUAAAAUUUGGAUUUUCUCAUAUUGUUACAGGUUCAUUAAUAGUUAAUUUUAUCGUUAAAAAUAAUAUUAAGAGCUGUACUUUAAGUGUUCAGAGAUAAUUACUGUUCUGUUAAAUGUAACCAUCGCAGAAAUUAAUGAUUUACAAAAACUGUGUCAAAAUAUCAUGGGGCAUCACCGAAUGCGGCCUCGCUCGACCAGGUCUUAUCGAAUCGAUGACAUUAUGAUGUAAUAAAAUGUAAUACAUAAACUGACGUCCUGGCCUCAUUUCGAUCCUCCAUGAGCCGGACGCGCCGCAGCCGAUGCCUCGGGCCGACGUUGGUCGGAGAGUUGUCGCUGGCUAGCUACGUGCUAGCAGCUAGUAGUAGUAGUGCGGUCGCGAGCGCGAGGCGAGGCGAGGGCCGCGUAGGGCCGGAGGCGUCCGCUCGGCGCGUCCGCAGGCGGCAGCCGCUAACGUGUGCGCGAUGGCUAGGGCUCCUCGUACGGCGGCGGCGGCUCGCGCGCGUACGGCGCCGGCAGCGACUACCACGGCUCCGCGCCCGCCGCGCAACCGCCAGGUGUGCACACCCACCCGCACCACGCGCCCAAACACUUCAACGCGAACGAGUUUAACAAGGAGUGGCCCGCCGCGUAAACGCACGGCACACGCGCCCGCACGACACACGCGCCCACACGACACACGCGCCCACACGACACACGCGCCCACACGACACACACGCCCACACGCCCACACGACACACGCCUGAACCGUCUGUUACGCGCACCCGCGUAGGAGCUUAGGUGCUGCGCGCGCGCACAUUAAUCUCGAACGAAAAGCCCACAGUUGGCAUUCGAAUUGUCACCGAAAUUCUAUUCUCAGUUGCGCUAAUAAAUAUCGACGUAAUGUUUGUUGUUGCAUGGAUAUACGCAUACAAUAUAUAGAUGCUUACAGUAAAGGUUGUCCGCUAUAUACCGUUAUAGCAGUAACGCUUUUGCGACGCCAGUGCGUGUACAAACGGUUUUCAGUCUAAAUACGACACAGACUGCAGGUGUAAUGAUUGAGACACAGUCUAGCAAAUCGUGACAUAUAAUGUCAAUGGACCAUCACCUGUUUAAUUUAGGCCGCCUUAGUCGUCCGAUACUCGUAAAUUUUAAACUUUUAUAUUAAUAUAUUUAUUCCAAGGCGCACGUUAGAUAUAGUGCAAUUUUAUAUCAACGUCAAUUUAUUUAAACACAUAAGUGAACGAACUAUAUUAUGUAGUACUUUAAAAAGAGUAAUUUUAUAACAAAUCGAAAGAGCGUCAUACUUUUUGGUCACUACUAGAGUAUAAAAUUAAAGUAACGCAACAUAGGCCUCCCGCAGGCGUUAAAGUCAAAGUCAAUAAAUAAACUACAUCAACACAAACCCACACGUGUAAGUAAGGACAUUAAUUAAUUUUAAUAUAUAUAUAUAUUAAUAAAAAAAUAUAGGAUAACAUUGACAAACAGUAGAUUCUUUCUUGAGCUUGUUACUAAUUUAAUAAGGUAAAAUUUGAUCAUGUUAGGAUUGGCCAAUAUUAUUGGCUCUACUAUCUCUGAACGCUCUUGGAGAGAGCAAAUGAUAUUAAGGGAACGGGUUGAAAUUGAAGUUUUAUAAAAGGUGGGUUCAUGAUAUUACUCGGCCCGAAGUUUUCGCGACCCCUCUUCGACGCCGGUGUACCCAGAAUAUGUACACGCGUGUACGACUUAUUUUUUUUUUGUAACUGCUUUAUUUAAUAUUCAUUUGGAUGGGGGAUUAUUCUAGUGGACGUUUUUAUUAACUUCACUAUAAUUAUAAUUUGUUUUAAUUUUGUUCAAAUUUUUAUAAUGAUUUCUUUUAACGGUAGCCAUUGUUGUUCGAUGGGAUCUCACUAUAUCGCGUAGUGGAGCAUCGCUUUACGUAGUAAGGUAGCAGUAGCGUAGCAGGCCUCAGUAGCGGCGCGGGCGCGGCCCGCCGCGCGCUCGCGUGCCGCCAUUUGACAGACACUGUUAAACAAAGCCAAUUUAGGGGAAAUGACCUAAACUUAACUUAAGCUAUAAUAACUUGUAUAAAUAUUUGGUAUAUAUAUUGGUAUGUAUGUUUAAUAUUAGAAUUUUGGUUAUACUACACACACUAGACAUUAGGGAAAUGGUAGAGAUGUAAUGAAAUAAUUAUGUGUUAAUAUUUAAACAAAACAUAGUAUGACUGAACGUGAUUAUAUUUUAAUUUAUUCCCGUUUAUAAAAGGGGAACAAUCUGUAUAAAUAUUCGUAAUUAUAAUUUGUUUACUAUGAUAUGCAUUUUAGUUUUUUAUCGCAAUUUUAAGUUGAUAAUAUGGAAUUUAUAUUUUUAAUGAAUUAAAUUUACCUGCCAAAUUAUUAAACGGAGCAAACGAUAACGUAUUUGUUAAGUAAAUGAAGCUCAAGCAUUUUAGGAUAUAGAAGUUGGAAGCUGGCGGCCGCCGCGGCACCCGCGCCCGGCGCCGCCAGCACGCCGCACCCCUCGCGACGCACUCUCUGUAUAUAUAUAUACUUGCUUGUGUGUAAAGCAUAAUUUUAAUCGAUUCUCUCGUCACCUAUGUAGUUUUAAUUUAUGAUUGCCAAAUAUUUUUAAAACUGUAUAGAGCUUUCGACGGCCACCGCGGCCUGUAUGUUAGUCGUAUCAUAAUAUGGACGGAGGCGGCGGCGCGGCGCGCGCUCGCCCACCUCCCUUACAAAGUGAGUUAUAAUUUAAAAUAACAUUGUUAGAUUAAAUUUAAUGUUAGUCCUUUACUGUACUAUAUCGCUCAAUGAUUUGACCGAUUGACUGAUUAAAAUUUUAGUGAUAAGCUAAGUAAUUAAAGGGAGGUAGCGAGGCGAGCGCGCGCCGCCGCCGCCACCCGCCCGCGUCUCGAUGCAUUAUUUGUUGUAAUUAUCUUAGAGUUUACGGACGUACUGAUAGACUGGCCGCCCGCCCACGCGCGGGUGGUUGUUCCUUUAAUUUUAAAUAAAUAAAUAAAUAAAUAAUAGAACCGCCGCCGGCUGCACGGUGCGCACGAUAAGAUUUGUUAAGAGAUGUUUUAAAUAGACAAAUUGUUGAUGAUUACAUUGAAUGCAUAAUUUGAACGUUAGUAUAGGGUUAUUUAAGAUCGCUCCGUAAGUAAAGUAUAAUUUAUCUAUGAGGAAUAUUGAGGUGUAUAAGCAAAUUUUUAUAAGUGACGCGGUCCGCGGCGAGGGGUGCGGAGUACCAAAUUAAUACGAUUAUUAAAACAUAGUGGAAAACGCCUUUACAUUGUGAUUGUUCAUAUAUAACAUUCAUAUUGGUACAUUUCUUAUAGCUCUAUAUAUCUAUAUCUAUCUAUAUAUAUAUAUAUAUAUAUAUAUGACACACGCGAGUGAGACGCAACCAGUAUGUAUGUAGGACUCGAAACUCGUACCUUGUAACAAUGUAUUGAAAUAAUGUUAACUAUUCGACGUCGGUGCCUGACUGCCCAUUAGGUUACGUAUAUAGUUGUGCCUAUUAGUGCCGCUUCGUUUACACUUGGUUCCUAUGUUAGUUAGGUUAAUUUGUUUCCAUUCAUUCCUCUGUAACGCGCUGUCAUAAUGUUCAGUUCACGUCGCUCACUUCACUGUAACCAUACUAAUUCGUUGAUACUAACUCCCCCGCUCGCUGUCCUACGUACGUUAAUUUCGCACGGUCCCCUCGGCGGUGAUCAGUUCGCAUCAUCAAUUCCAUCAUUCGGUUAUAAUUGUUACUUACUGUAGGUUUAAUGUACAACCACCGAUGAUAAUACGAUGAAAUUGUUCACACCUGUUUUAAUGUUAGGAAAUGAUGCCUUAACAAAUGUUAAGUGGAUGUAUAAACAAUUUAUAUUAUGUUUAAUUUCAGUGAUAUUGAUUAGCACUAAGAUGUAAGAUACGGGCUCGCCGCCCGCACUCACAAACCUUUGGAACAAUUAAGAACUUAGUUUGUAAUGAAGCAACGUGGCAAUCUUAUAUUUAACAUAAAGAGUAUAAUUUAUUUAAAUAAAAUUAUGAAUAUGUAUUAGAAAUUUUAGAUUUACUCAAACAUUAAACUUAGUGCAAAUUAUUGUGAAAAUCAAUUGAUGAGACUAUUUAUAUGGGUUUUAAUUAUUAUUAUAUAGGAGAAAACAUAAAAUAUUGGAUGAAUUUAUUAAUUAAAAAUAGUUAGCAAAAUACAAAUACGGUAAGACUCGUUAGAGGCUGGUCUGUCAAAUGGCGACUCCACACGGUCGCGCGGCGCGCGCGCCCUGCGUCUCUACUGCACGACGACUCGUACUCGUGGCCCACUCACGGCCGCCCACGGCCGCCCACGGCCACCCACACAACCACGACCGCGUACGCGGACAUACACAUACACACUACUCGAUUUAUAAUUAUGUACACAGUGUACGCUGAAUAUUUAAUUAUGUGAAAAUAUAAGAAAUAUUUUGUACAAACCGUGAGUGACACAACACUUGCAACCUUUUGCAUUUUAAUAAUUACACUGAGUAAUAUCGACAUAAGAUAUAUUAUAUACUGUAUCUUAAUAAUAAUAAUGUUUAUGGAAUAAUAUAUUUAAAUCAUGGCUUAUAACAGUAGUACUGUUGUGUAGUUAACCCUUCAAGUCUUGUUUGUAUUACUUUAUAUUAUAGUGUACGCGGUUUUUUAUAUGUGUAUGUUUAUUCAGUAGAUAUAUAAUAAUGAAAACAUGUUUGUGUAAAAGUGUAUUUUGGUAUUAUUAUAAAGUAACUUAGCCGCACAGAGCACGGGCACGGCGGCGGGCUGCGGCCGGCGACCGGCGGCGGCGCCCGCGCACCGUGCCCACCAUUAAUACAUUUAUUAUCGUAAUUGACUAAUUAUACAAGACCCCUAGUAAUAGUUAGAUCUAGCACCGACUCUUAUUAAGUUCACCUUGGACUCGUCUUAGUAAAUUUUAAUAAAGUAUAAUAAUUAAUUUGCAUUUAGAGUGUGUCGUCCGACUGUUUUUAUUGUAGUCCACUCACAUGGCUCACAUUAAAAACAAUGCAGGUAUUAUUAAUUAUAAAACCUCAUAUUUAUACUAGAAUUUAAUAUAAAUGUAAUUAUUGAAUCCAUUUUAUGAUAAAAUUGCACAGGCUUUACAGUUAAUUAACAUUAAUUAAUUAUUAUAAAACAUAGGGCAAGUUGUUGUUAUUAUUUCUGUUUUAAUUAAAAAUUUUGAUGUUAAUUAUUUUUUAAACUAUAUUUUUUUAUAGUGGAUUAAAGUACAUAAUUCUCGAUCUAAAUAGAUAACAAAAUUGUUAGGUGAACUAUUGACUGAUGUACCAUAUUUAAAGUAUAAUGUUUACUUACGGCAGUAUAUAAGUUUACUUAGGCCGCCCACGUAGCGGGCAGCUGUGUUUAUACAGACAUGUGUAUUAAUUUCAUAAAAUGUAAUUAAUUGGAAGCGGCGUCCGCGACCGAAGCCAACAAAUUAAGCAUGUUACAAUUGUAAGACUAUUAUCUAGAUUUGUUAUAAUCUUAUAAUAUGUAAUCUACAUACUAUACUUAGCCCUAAAGUUGAGCAUAAUGACUGCGUGAAGCCUAGAGUGAGCGGGCGGAGGCCGCGCGCGGUCGCCGCCGGCCCCAGCGCGCGUCCUCCGCUUGCUCCGUAUAAGUUUACUUUAUGUUCGUUAUAUAAAAGGAAAAUUAUGAUAGACUAACAUGGACGUCCUUGUUAAUUCUUAUAUAUUUUUUUUUACAUUGAUUACCUAAUGAUAAUUAGUUAAUUACGGUCUUAAUUAUUAAUUUUAACUGAAACACUUAAGUAAGAGAACUCCUUGUAUGCGAUGAGUUGUUCUAUAUAAUAAAAAGUGCUAUCACGACAUUACACUGAUUUUUUCGACGUAGCGUUAUGCAUUAUUCAUUAUAGGUAUUUUGGGUAUAUAUUAGUGUUAGAUAUAACAGAUAACAUAUAAGUAAUGUAGUUUGUAAUGUAAUGGAAAAUAAACAGUUUUUGUCGUA